CAUCGUAUCCAUCAAGUGUAAUGUCCCGCUUAAGUGCGAUCGGUUCCUCGCUCUUCGCGUCGCUGUUUGUCUGGACUGGCGCUCCGCCCGGGCCAAGCCACCAAAGCCAAUUCUUCCUUUCCCUCCUCUUUGUCACUACAUGCAGCGGUGCCAGGCGUGGGGGUGCUAAGAAGCGGGAAAGCAAGAUGACGAUUUCGGCCAAUGUGCGCAAGGAGCUGUUCGAGAUGACGAACAGCGAGGGCAAGCUCAUCCGCAUCAAGCCCACGGAGGCCAAGGCGGGCACGACGGUCUACUCGUCCAAACAGAGCCAGCCCCUUAAGAUGUGGACCCAAGAGGAGCACGAAAAGUUCCUGGAGGCCAUGGAGAAAUACCCAGCGGGGCCCUGGAAGGUCAUCGCCGCCUUUAUCGGCACCAAGACGACUCGUCAGACCAUGACCCACGCGCAGAAGUACCGCCAGAAGAUCAGUCGCUGGCGUCGCGGACUGCGCCACAAGGGCCGCAAGCAGGCUGGAGACGACGGUUCCCAGCACAGCGAGGCCGACGCGCAAGAAUACUCGGCCAAGCAGAAUCUCUUCAAGGCCAUCGAGUAUGUCUCAGGCGACGAGAUGACCGGUCAAUACGGCCGGGUCGGUGCACCUGCGAACUCAACCGUGAGCCCUACGCGCUCGCUUACGGGCGUGCCUGGCCACGAGGCGCCGCGGAGUGAGCUCUUCCGUCUGGCGGAGCUCGCGUCCAUCGAGGUGAUGAAGCAGGAGCCUGUGGCCGUCCCCACUGUGCCGUCCAUGCCGUCGUCUCCCCCCGACGUGGAGAUGGCCGACAUGUCGAGCCCCGUGAUGGUCAAGCAGUGUCCCGAGGAAGUCGUGGCUCGUGCGUCUGUGGAGUUUAGCGAGAAGAUCCGCAAGAUGGAGUGGGGCAACAACCAGGAUGGCUUCAUCCGACCCAGCCCCGAGUGGAGCAUGCAGAAGACCGAGGUGCGACUGUCUCCGUUGCGGGCCUCCCCCGACGGCAGUCCCUUCCCGGCUCGCAAGUUCGGCGGCGUUCUCAGCGCCAUCACUGAGAUGUCGUAUCAGAACGCACAGAACCGCCUGCCUCUGCCCCUCUCGUCGACGCCGAUGCUGUCCCCCAUGCGUGUCCCAGGCGCCGAGGAGCGCAAAAUGCAGCAACAACAAAGCGGUGCCGGCGCGUUCCGUCUUCCCCCGCUGAACGUCGUGAGCACCCAGACCCCCAGCGUGUACUCUAUCCCACCGCUGCGCUCCAAGAUCGACCCGAGCGUAUUGAGUGGCCGAGCCUACUACACGUCCACGAACUAGAACUGAGUGAAGGAUGGGCGAGAUGAAGCAGACGGAGAGUGGCCGAGUCGGGUGUGUCGUGUGGUGUUUGCUGGUGCUGAAGCAAGAGAAGGCGACACUUUGACAAGGUGCAUUGUUCCGUGGAGGAUGGACAAAACUACGAGAAAAAAAUGAAACAAGAAGAAGACGGAGACUGCAGCGGUCUGAACCGACAAGUGGAGGGCAACGAGUGAUCGCAGCUCAAAGCCCGUCUGCUCUGGUGCCAAGGCUUCUGCUUCAAGGGGAUUUAUGAUGGAGUUGAAGCGUAUGAUGGGGUGCUGACAGAGCGGGUGGAUGCUGAGCUUCGAGUCACGUCGAGUGGUGUGAACUGCGAGUGAGCAGAAGGGGAAAUCGUCCGCAGGCAAGUGGAACUUGUGGGCGAUUUGGAGUCGUCGAUGGACAAGUGUGCGAACUUUUGAUUGUGACUUUUUUUUUAGAAUUUUUGGACAAAAUAGGAAGGAACUAUUUAGCAAACCGGCGCGAGGAGACUGGCCUGGCGCUGGUUUCCGCCUUGGCGGAGCCAAGACAUCAUCAUCAACCACAGUAUGGAAAACAAAAUAAAAACAGCAUUGUAACAAGCACGGCGACAGUUCUCCAGUCAGCGAGUCGAACGUUUUGGUGGUCGUACAUGUGGUUGCAUUAACGAUUCACGGUUAUUCGUCUACUGGUUGUAGUUACGGCUGGACAGUCUCCCAAGCUGCAAGUGAAACUUGUCAUGUAGUAUAGCGCAGACAAGCAAGCACAAUACCUGCGGCAGACAUGAAGCUUCGAAUGCACCGUGGCGAUAAUAAAGUUAGCGAGGAGUGUCCGGUCUUCAUCGAUCAAUAUCGCUAGCUCAAGUGCAACCUGCAGCAAUCCAACGGAAUGUAACUACUAGGUGGCGAAGUGGUCUGAACGAAGCUCACUGUCCUCCUAAAUAGGUGUCGAAGUGGUCUGAACGAAGCUCGCUGUCCUCCUAAAUGGUGAGCUUUGUUCAGAAUGAAGUUUGCUGCGCUGCACAGCCUUUAUAAACAUUUUUAUAAUGUUCAAGUACAUGUAUAUCGCUACCUUAGUGAAGACUCUUUCUCAGUGCAA
Phytophthora nicotianae INRA-310 is the source of this 2402-nucleotide messenger RNA. RefSeq lists its product as hypothetical. Bases 21 to 1310 code for a protein of 429 amino acids. Lineage: Eukaryota; Oomycota; Peronosporomycetes; Peronosporales; Peronosporaceae. Gene Ontology annotation, molecular function: DNA binding. The record is from RefSeq and is a predicted model, not a curated record. The transcript has a single exon.